UGGGGGCGAGACACGAUGUUAGAUAUGGGGCGAAGCCGCGGCGGGGCGAGACCUGAGAAACCGCCGAAGGUGAAGGACGACGGAGGGGGACAGGACAAGCAGAGCAGAGCUGCCUUGGACGCCACCGCCAUGGCGCCUUUGCCGGGCCCCGCGCCUAACCCGCGGCUCCUGCUCCUGCCGGCCGGCAGCGCCGCCGCUGCCACCUCUUCCCCCUCCGCGGCGCCCCUGCCGGGACCCGCCGCCCCGCCGUCCUCCGCGCCGCCGCCCCGCAAGCGGCAGCGCCUGGCCCACCUCAGCACCGAGGAGAAGGCCCUGCGCCGGAAGCUGAAGAACCGCGUGGCGGCGCAGAGCGCCCGAGACCGCAAGAAGGCGCGCAUGGGCGAGCUGGAGCAGCAGGCCGUGGAGCUGGAGGCCCAGAACCAGAAGGUGCUGGCCGAGAACCAGGCGCUGCGGGAGCGGACGCACAGCCUGGCCCUAGAGAACCGGGAGCUUCGCCUGCGCCUCGGACUCCCCGCCCUGGAAGGAGCCGGCGGCGGCGAAGGGACACCGGCGGCGACUGCAGCAGCAGCGCUGAAGGUGGAGAUCCUGGAAUCGGAGGAGGAGUUCGGGAGCAGCAGCAGCCGCAUCGGGGCAGUGACCGGGUCCGCUGAGUCCGCAGCACUUAGACUACGUGUUCCUCUGCAGCAGGGACAGGCCCAGCAGUCGCCUGCCUCGGUGGUGGCGGCGGCAGCCUCCGCCUGGAUUCAGACAGCCUUGACUCUUCAGAUCCUGAGUCAGAUCUCCUCUUGGGCAUUCUGGACAGCCUGGAUCCAGACAUGUUCCUGCACUAUGGUGGCCCAGGUCCAGCCUGCUUGGAGAAGUUGCACCAGGAAGGGUGCGGAGGAGAAGCAGAUUCCGUACCAGCCUCCCCCCUUUCCACUCUGGGGCCCGCAUCACCCAAGCUGGAGACCAUUAAUGAACUGAUCCGGUUUGACCACGAGUAUACCAAGCCGUUCUUCCUGGAGAUUGUGGCAGAGGGGGACAACCAAGCCAAUAUACUAGUGCGAGUAGAGGAA
Messenger RNA from Rhineura floridana, 1055 nucleotides. It is a transcript of the gene XBP1, whose product is annotated as X-box binding protein 1. The record is from RefSeq and is a predicted model, not a curated record. The coding region runs from base 16 to 963 and encodes 315 amino acids. Gene Ontology annotation, molecular function: RNA polymerase II transcription regulatory region sequence-specific DNA binding; DNA-binding transcription factor activity, RNA polymerase II-specific. Lineage: Eukaryota; Metazoa; Chordata; Lepidosauria; Squamata; Rhineuridae. The transcript has 5 exons. Gene Ontology annotation, cellular component: nucleus.